Messenger RNA from Adineta steineri, 1542 nucleotides. NCBI's taxonomy places the organism in Eukaryota, Metazoa, Rotifera, Eurotatoria, Adinetida, Adinetidae. The record is from the annotation of a GenBank genome assembly.
AUGCAAGGAAAUACACGAUGGCAAUUCAAUCCAUUUGAUCGUGUUCAACCAUUAAAAAGACAUGAUGUUUCGACACAAUGGAGUGUACCACGUAGUAAAAGUUUAACUGAUUUACAAGAGUCACCGUCACAACCACCGCUACGUCAACCGAUUCCUUCUUUUGGUCGACCACCUCCUGAUCGCAUUUGCAAAAAUGUUCCCUAUCCUAUUGUACAUAAACUUCGUAUCGAUGAAUUAUUCGAUUUCCGACAUGGAGAACGAGUAAAUAUUGAUUUGCUUAUUCAUCACUUAAAGAAUGAAGGUCGUCUUGAUGAACCAACUUGGCGUCAUCUUCUUUUACAAGCAAAAGCAAUACUUGUUCAAGAACCUAAUGUAGUUUGUAUUCCACGUGGCUGUACUAUUGUUGGAGAUAUUCAUGGUCAAUUUUAUGAUCUAUUAUCAAUAUUUGAGUUAGGUGGUCCAUUUGGUCAACAAACAUAUGUCUUUCUUGGAGAUUAUGUUGAUCGUGGUUCAUUUUCAUGUGAAUGUCUUUUUCUUCUUUUAGCUCUUAAAAUCAAUUAUCCACGAUCGUUUAUUCUUAUACGUGGUAAUCAUGAAUCACGUCAAAUGACACAAGUAUUUACAUAUCAAAAAGAAUGCAAAGUAAAAUAUUCGCUUGAACUUUGGCAUGAAUCAAUGUUAUUAUUUGAUUGUUUACCGAUCUGUGUUUUAAUUGAUGAUCGAUUUUUAUGUAUGCAUGGUGGUAUUUCACCUCAUAUUAAAAAUAUUACUGAUAUAGCAAAAUUAAAUCGUUUUCAAGAGAUUCCAUCAGAAGGUUCUCUAUGUGAUAUAAUGUGGUCUGAUCCUAGUCGACCAUUUACUGGUCAACAAACUCAUGCAUGGACAUUUAAUAAUACACGAAAUUGUUCAUUCUUUUUUAAUUAUAAUACAUGUGAACGUUUUCUUAUUGACAAUAGUCUCUUAUCUAUUAUUCGUGCGCAUGAAGUUGUACCUAAUGGUGUACUUUUUUUGGAAAAUGGAUCAAUAUCACAAUUUCCUGUUCUCAUUAGUGUAUUUUCAGCUCCAAACUAUUGUGAUGUAUAUAAUAAUACAGCAGCUUUAAUUAUUUAUGAUCAUGAGCGAAAUUUUCGCCCAGUUUAUUUCCGUCAUCGCCCACACCCAUUUAUUUUACCAAAUCAUGAAAAUGCAUUUGAAUUUGGUCAUCGAUUAAUGAAAAAUUAUGUACAAGAAAUUAUUUUAGCUCUAAUUCAAGGCUAUACAAAAUCGGCUGGUCGUUCUAAUGAUGAAGUAUCACAAAAAUUGAAAUCGAAAGAAAGAAUGUUGCAGGAACAUACACAUACAUGUCGGCGAAUGAAUAAAAUGAAUAUUCAACUAGCCAAUUUAUCACCACCGGAACAAUUACAAGAGAAAGCAUUGAACAAUAAAGAUGUUUUCGAUGAAGCUACUACUUUACUUAAGAAAUCAUUAGUAGAAAAUGAUCCAGUAUUAGCAUUUGAUUCAGCAUCAAAAAUAGAUGCUUUAUAUGAAGAACGAAUACAUUAA